AUGGAGGAGCUGGUAGAAGAUGACAUCUGUAUUUUGAACCAUGAGAAAGCAGACAGCGCUCACAAGAGGGACGGGGAGAUUCCUGUUCCCUCCUACAGCGGGGACGAGUCUGUUGCCUCACACUUUGCGCUUGUCACGGCGUAUGAAGAUAUCAAGAAACGACUAAAGGAGACAGAGAAGGAGAACUCUCUCUUAAAAAAAAGAGUGAGAAUUCUAGAGGAGAAGGUGCUGGGCUGGCGGCGGGAGGAGGAGAGCAGCGCGGUGGGGCGCCAGCAGGUGAACCGGGCGUACCACGCCUACCGGGAGGCCUGCAUAGACCGGGACAACCUGAAGAGCAAGCUGGAUAAAGUGGUGAAAGAAAGUGCAGAAUCCUUUAAAACCUUGAACGAGCAGUUGCAGUCUAAAGAAGUAGAGUUGUUACAGCUAAGAACCGAAGUGGAAACUCAGCAAGUGAUGAAAAAUCUGAGUUGUACUCAGUCCAGAUGGGAAAUAGAGAAGCUGAGCAGUGACCUGAAAGUGCAUAGUCUGGAACAGGAUCUAGAAAAGCUCAGGCAAGAGUGCAACAGUCUCAGAAUGGAGUUGCAAAAAUCCAAGCAGAAGGACCAUGCUCAAGAUGAAAAUCCAUUAAAUGGAGACCUGCUGCAAAGGCAAGACAUCCAGAG
Molecule: messenger RNA, 662 nt
Organism: Merops nubicus (carmine bee-eater)
Lineage: Eukaryota; Metazoa; Chordata; Aves; Coraciiformes; Meropidae
Gene: AZI2
Product: 5-azacytidine induced 2
Exons: 5
Biological process (GO): canonical NF-kappaB signal transduction
Cellular component (GO): cytoplasm
Source: RefSeq, a predicted model, not a curated record